ACAAAAACGGGACAUCAAAAUCUAACCCAUUACUCUUCCAAAACAAACGUCAGUUCCAGUGAUUCGUGAUGAUUAACUGGGAAAUUAGGUAAAAUUAUGGAUGGCGGAGACGGAGACAAGACACAAGAAACAUGGGAGACUAAGACUACGCAACAGACAAAGAAUAAGCUAGAUGGAGAAGACAGGAAGGAAAGUCCCAAGAGAAGAAAACUUUCUAAUGAAGAGCUUCUAAAUAGAGAAGAGAAGAUGGAUGGAAAAGGCAGAGGAGGGGGAACUUCCCAGACUCUAGGGGACCAGGCGUUUAUUAUCCAGCUACAGGAGGAAGUUCAGACAAAAGAUCUUGCAAUUGAAGCUCUUCAGUUUGAAAACCAGAAGCUUAAGCAACAACAGCAGGCUUCACCGCAAAAUGUAUCUCCUGUCGAGAAGAAGGUCUUGGAUCAGUACAAAUUGAAGAUAAUGGAAUACCAGUCAGCACUCAAUCAGCGUGACCAGGUGAUAGGCACGCUACAAACAAGACUGGCAGAAUUGGUGCAACAGCGCGAUGAGGCCUUGACAGAUGCAGCGCAGCAGACGGAGAAUUUUGGAAGGGAGGUGGAAACACUAAAGUUACAGCUUCAAGAGGCAACUGAUGCCUUGUCCAAGAAGUGGGCGACAGGGGUAAAUCCUCGGGAACAUCUGGUGCUAAAGAAUAAGUUAAUAGCCGUCCAACAGACUAUAGAUCAGGAUCGCCAGUUUUUAGAGGAAAUAAGUAGGCAGCUGACGGAGAAAGAGGAGCGAUGUAGUUUAGUCGAACACAAAUACAAGCAGUGUUUACAAAAGUGCAAGCAAUUGCAAGUUGAAAAUGAAGACUUGAAAAAUAAGAACAAGAUUGGUGAAGCAAAUCUUGCACUUAUAGAAGAGGAAAAGAAGAAAGCGGAAGAAAAAUUUACCGAAGCAAGAGAGAGAAUUGCAUCACUUUCUAAGGAACAAAAACAAACAGUUUCAGAAAUUCAAAAUCUUAUGGGGAAGCUGCAGGAUGUAACUGUUGAAUUACAGGCAUCUAAAGAAGAGCAGCAGACACAGCUGGCUGCUGCUGAUGAACGGCUUGGUGGUGAAAUAACACUGAUAAAGCAGAAGAUCAGUGAACAACAUUCAGAGGAGAUUACAAGGCUCAAAGAAGCACAUGAAAAAGAACUGACAAAAGUAAAUGAACAAAUCAGUUCUUUGGAAAAGCUGCAACAAGAAGACCAUGCAAAACUUUUGGAAAAUUUAGAAGCUGAGAGGAAUAAGGUCCAGAUACUAGAGUCUACUUUGCGAGACAUGAUGAAGAAAAAUGAAGACAAGCUUAAGGAAUUAGAGCAGGAACAAGAGAAGAGACAAGAAGUGGAAGAGCAACUGAAAAUAGAAUUAGAGAAAGGCAGGGAUCUUUUAGCUAAGAGUGAAAUGCUAGAUAAGGAGUUAGAGAACAAAAAUAAGGUACUGGCAGAGAAUGAACGUUUCAAAAAUGAGUUGAAAAUGCAGCUUCAGAAUACAGAGAAGCAGUGUGAUACUGUCGUGAAGAACUUAGAGGAAUACCGUGGACGGAGCGAGAACCUGAAGCAGAAAUAUGAAGAACUUGUGUUGGAGAAGAAAAACUGGAUUCAGGAAAGGGCUUCGUUAAAUGCGGAACUGCAGUAUGUGGAGAGACUGAAUGCAGAAGUUAGUAAGCUUGAAAAUGAAGUGAGAAUGAAAGUGGAGAUGGAAAAGGAAUUACUUGUAUGCCAAAACAUUAAAGUUGAUCUCCAAAAAAAAUGCUCAGAGCUGGAGUCUUACGAAAAGAUAAAUGCAGACCUCCAGAAUGAUAUUGAGAAAAAGAACAUCGAGUUGUCAAGGUUGAAACAAGAGUGUGAUCAAAUGAGUGCCAUUUCUAAAGAACUUGCACAGAGGAAAGCUGAAAAAGAAGAUUUGAAUACUCAGAUGCAGGACAUUCAGCAAAAGUAUGAUUCAGCAAAAGAGAAGCUGAGUGAACUUGAAGGAGAUCACAAGAACCUGCAGUUAAAAUAUAAGGAACUUCAAGGAGAGAAAGAGAACUGGCUCAAAGAAAAGGAAUCAUUAAAUAAAGAAAUUGAAUAUAUUGAAAAACUUAAUGUUGAAGUGAAUAAGCUUCAAGAAGAGGUAAAAGUCAAAGUCGAAUUGGAAAAAGAAGUGACCACCCUCAGAGACACUCUUAAGGAUCUCCAGAACAGGGUGACUGACUUGCAGCAUUGUGAAGAGAGAAAUCUGGAGCUCCAAGCUGAUCUGGAGAAGAAGGAACGUGAACUCGGGGAGAUUAAAGACAAAUACUCAUCUUUGCAGGAGGAGUACAAGUUACUUGAGCAGGUUGACUGGUUGAGCGAUGAGGAACUGCUCGAGGAAAUGAGUGUGAAUAUAUCUAUGAAGAAGAAGGUAAAGCAACUGGUAAAUAAACUAAAAGAAACAGAUCAGAAUCUACAUUCCAUGGAAAUAGCCAUGAAAGAUGCUAGUCUUGAAAAGGAGGCUCUUGUGUCAGAGGUAGAGCAGUUGAGAAAAACUUGUGACAGUAUGGAGAGACACAAGAAUGAAACGGAAGCAGAACUUGAAAAGAUGAUGGACCAGUAUAAGAUGAUGGAGGCAGAACUAGUAGACACAAGACUCGCACUUGACAGGGAGGUGCAACUGGCAACUCAUCAGAGGAUAACCAGUGAUGUUGGGGCAAGUGUUUCAGCAUCCCUAGAGGACCGUGCUGCACAGACCACUUCAGUUACAAGUGGAACUUAUCCAGUGUCAGGUGACAAUCACAGUGAGCAAGGAGAUACAGAUACAGCGAUCAUCUCUCAUGAGGAGCAGCAAUUUGGGUUGGAGGGCAAAAAGGAAAGUACUGGUGCCUCUUGGAAAGAAAAGUACUUUAGUCUUGAGAAGAGCAAGAAGGAAUGUGAGAAUGAGAUUGAAAAGCUGAAGGUUAAGAGUCAUGAUCAAUAUUUUGCCAUUCAGUCUUUAGAGAACAUAAAGUCCAACUUAAGCCGGAGAAUCGAGGAAAUGGAAAUGGAGAAGAAAGCAUGGAGGGAAAACCAAAGACAGUUCCAGGAGUUGCAAGCGGAAAAGAUGCAGUAUCAAGUUUUAAUAAAUGAAAUGAAGUUUGUGAUUGCGGGCGCUGAAGACAAAUUAAAACAGGCUGAGGAAAAUAUGAAUCAGCUUCAAAUGAAUGUACAAAAUCUAGUCAAAUUGCAUGGCUCAGAAAAUCCAGAGUUCAGCCAAAAAAUCAUGAAUUGCCUAGGGUUAAUGACUGCAGAAUCAUCAACAAAAUCUUUGAAGGCGUGUGUCAAGUUCGAAUAUGAAGUUAAGAUUGAGGAACUUCACAUCAUACAGGAAGACUACAGGAAGGGCUUGUCAAAUCUGCAGGAUGUGUUGCAUCGUGCAGAUAUACUGCAUAAAGAAAAACUAGACAGCCUCCUAGAAAAUGCUGUCCUUAAAAGUGAAAUCCAGAAGUUGAAAACAUCACCUGAAAUGAAGGAGAAGGAGGAGGAACACAAGCUUAGAGUAUUGCCUGAAUGUGGGAGCACAGAGACUGCAGAUUUAAUCCUGAAGCAUGAAAAUGAGAGGCUGAAGAUAGCACUGAACCAGCAACAAGUACGAAGUAGAUUAGAGAAGCUUAAAUAUCAGUCACCUAGGCUUCAGGCACAGGAAGGACAAGGUUCAGCAAGAAAAGAGAGAGAACUCUUUAAAACAUAUGUAGGUAAUCGUUUCAAGCAGAUUCUGCAGGACUGGGAGGACAAGGCUAAAUGUGAGCCAUCCUUGGCUAAUUUCAUCUCUACAGAAUCCUACAGAGUUCACAAUAUUUUACAGAAUUUAGAUGAAGUUGGGGAUGACUCUCCAACCAGCCAUGUGUAUAUGGAAACUGCCAUUCAGUUCAUAAGAGAUGCAGUAGUCAAGGUAAAUAAAUAUUAUGCUCACAAUGGUUUCUUCUUGUCACUGUCCAGCAGACAAGGAAUGAUAAAGUUUGAAUAUAUGAUAUGCUGGAUCUUGUUUAUGGUGUAA
Messenger RNA from Penaeus vannamei (Pacific white shrimp), 4011 nucleotides. Lineage: Eukaryota; Metazoa; Arthropoda; Malacostraca; Decapoda; Penaeidae. The record is from RefSeq and is a predicted model, not a curated record.